Molecule: messenger RNA, 1867 nt
Organism: Hordeum vulgare subsp. vulgare (domesticated barley)
Lineage: Eukaryota; Viridiplantae; Streptophyta; Magnoliopsida; Poales; Poaceae
Product: probable protein phosphatase 2C 60
Exons: 5
Coding region: 317-1495 (392 amino acids)
Biological process (GO): protein dephosphorylation
Molecular function (GO): protein serine/threonine phosphatase activity; cation binding
Source: RefSeq, a predicted model, not a curated record
UGCAGCGCGCCCCCCACCCCCACACCCUUUCCCCGCCUCAUCCCCUUCUCGUGCCGCCGCCGCCGCCGCCGCCGCUCGCCACCACCCUCCGCCGACCCACCCACCUUCGUCCGUCCCCGGCGCCGGCGGAUACGACGGGGAGCAGCCCCCUUGCCGUUCCUGCGCGGGCAGCAGCCACGACCCGAUCCGCUUGCGCCCUACCCUACUGGAUAAAGGCAAGAGUUCUGUUGGUGCAUUGAGAAGUGACACUGCAUUUUUGUUAGAUAAUAGAUGAGGCGAGCUCGGAGGCGUACGUGGCUGGGAUGACUGAUGAGGGAUGAUAGUGACAUUGAUGAACUUUCUACGGGCGUGUUGGAGACCUUCAUCCAACCGGCAUGCCCGGACAGGCUCAGAUGCGACUGGUAGGCAGGAUGGACUUCUAUGGUACAAGGACACUGGGGAGCAUGUAAAUGGCGACUUCUCCAUGGCUGUUGUCCAGGCCAAUAACCUACUUGAGGACCAGUGUCAGAUUGAGUCGGGUCCAUUGAGCUUUCUUGACUCUGGCCCAUACGGCACUUUCGUCGGGGUUUAUGAUGGGCACGGUGGACCAGAGACAGCUUGCUACAUCAAUGAUAACCUCUUCAACCAUCUUAAAAGGUUUGCUUCGGAACAAAAUUCAAUGUCUGCUGAUGUACUGAAGAAAGCAUAUGAAGCUACAGAAGAUGGAUUCUUUUCUAUCGUCACCAAGCAAUGGCCUGUCAAGCCUCAAAUAGCGGCUGUUGGCUCAUGCUGUCUGGUUGGUGUUAUUUGUGGUGGCAUGCUUUAUGUUGCCAAUGUGGGGGAUUCUCGUGCUGUUUUAGGAAAACAUGUUAAAGCCACUGGAGAAGUAUUGGCGGUCCAACUUUCAGCAGAGCAUAAUGUUAGCAUUGAGUCAGUGAGAAAAGAAUUGCAGUCAGUGCACCCUGAAGAUAGGCAUGUUGUUGUUCUCAAGCAUAAUGUUUGGCGUGUCAAAGGCCUAAUUCAGGUCUGCAGAUCGAUCGGUGAUGCCUAUCUGAAAAAGCAAGAGUUCAAUCGGGAACCUCUGUAUGCAAAAUUCCGUCUUCGUGAACCUUUUAACAGGCCCAUACUAAGUUCAGAACCAUCCAUUUGUGUGCAACCUAUACAGCCACACGAUGAAUUUCUCAUAUUUGCAUCUGAUGGACUUUGGGAGCACUUAACCAACCAGGAGGCUGUUGACAUUGUUCAAAGUAGCCCUCGUAGUGGAAGUGCUAGGAGGCUCAUAAAAUCAGCUUUGCUAGAAGCAGCCAAGAAAAGAGAGAUGAGGUAUUCCGAUCUCAAGAAGAUCGACCGAGGUGUCCGUCGCCACUUCCACGACGACAUAACCGUCAUCAUACUCUACCUCGACUCGAGCCUCGUAAGCAGGGCGAGCACCUACAGGGGCCCUGCUGUUUCUCUAAGAGGCGCCGGCGUGAGCCUGCGCAGCAGCACGCUCGCACCUUACGGGUCGCAGAUGUAACAGGUGUCAGCGGUGUUGGCCAUGAUCAUCAUCCCCUUGAUUCAUGGUUAAGAAAGAAUGGAGAGGCACAAGAAACAUAAUCGCCGACAUAGUAAUGUAUGUACUUCGUUUGGAGAUUGACCGAGGAAGAAUAGGUAGGUGUCGUUUGUUGUGCUGCUGCUGAAACGGCAGAUGUCUCUUGUUGUUGGUCGCCUUGCAGGAAUUUUUAAUUUUAACAGUAGUGCAUAUAUGAUAUGGUAAAAUAAUGGGCCCAGGAGGAGUAACUUGUUGACUGAUGUCGUGGACUCCGUACAUAUGUAUGUAUGUAUGUGUGCUAUUCUGACUCUGUUAUUUAUUUAAUUAUUUAUUGACCAAUGUUGGUUUCCACUGGCA